Messenger RNA from Olea europaea var. sylvestris, 1570 nucleotides. RefSeq names its product protein transport protein SEC23-like. Gene Ontology annotation, biological process: intracellular protein transport; endoplasmic reticulum to Golgi vesicle-mediated transport; COPII-coated vesicle budding. Gene Ontology annotation, molecular function: GTPase activator activity. Bases 444 to 1160 code for a protein of 238 amino acids. Gene Ontology annotation, cellular component: endoplasmic reticulum exit site; COPII vesicle coat. The record is from RefSeq and is a predicted model, not a curated record. Lineage: Eukaryota; Viridiplantae; Streptophyta; Magnoliopsida; Lamiales; Oleaceae. The transcript has 5 exons.
UAAUAGUAGAAAAAUAAGUUCUGAAAUGUAUUUCGGACUACUAGUUAAACAGAUAAGUCAGCUUGAUAAAGGUAUGAACAUUCUAAGAUCGUGAGAGAUAUCUUCAAUUGUUCCGUUUAUAUUUAUUCUUUCUGAUGUGAUUUCCAAGAAUAAUAUUGGACUUGAGCAAAUUUUAAAUCUUAUUCAGUAUUCUCUAUAAGUAUAUAUUAUGACUUUGAAUAUUGCUUUGAAGAUGACUGCUCUUCUUUGUCUGACAAAAGAUCGGCAUUCCAUAUGCUUGUACAUGUUACAUUCUGAAGAUUUCGGGGUUUAACACAUCAAAUUUAUAAAGCUUGUCCUCCAAAUUUUAUGAGAAUAACAUUAUCAAAGGGUCAAUCCAAAUUAGAGUUUUGUGUCUGCAGGACUUGGUGAGCGGGUUUGAUCAAGAGGUUGCUGCUGUAGUCAUGGCUAGAUUAGCUUCUUAUAAAAUGGAGAUGGAGGAAGGAUUUGAUGCCACUAGGUGGUUAGACCGGAAUCUGAUUCGUCUAUGUUCCAAAUUUGGUGACUACCGAAAGGAUGAUCCAUCCUCAUUUACGUUAAAUCCCUGUUUUUCGUUGUUGCCUCAGUUCAUGUUUAAUCUGCGGAGAUCACAAUUUGUACAGGUGUUCAAUAAUAGCCCCGAUGAGACAGCCUAUUUCCGCAUUUUAUUGAAUAGGGAGAUCAUAAGCAAUGCUGCAGUCAUGAUUCAACCGUCAUUAAUAUCAUAUUCAUUCAAUUCACUACCUGCACCUGCUUUGCUGGACGUGUCAUCCAUUGGACCUGAUCGUAUCCUAUUGCUGGAUUCAUAUUUCAGUGUAGUUAUUUUUCAUGGUUUGACAAUUGCUCAAUGGAGAAACAUGGGUUAUCAGAAUCAGCCAGAACAUCAGGCUUUUGCGCAUUUGUUACAAGCUCCACGUGAUGAUGCCGACUUGAUUAUUCGUGACCGGUUUCCGGUGCCAAGACUGGUGGUCUGUGAUCAGCACGGCUCCCAGGCAAGAUUCCUGUUGGCAAAGUUGAACCCAUCUGCGACAUACAAUAAUGCACACGAGAUGACAGCUGGGUCAGAUGUGAUUUUCACUGAUGAUGUGAGUCUACAAGUGUUCAUUGAUCAUCUUCAGCGGCUGGCUGUCCAAGCUUCUUAAGAACGUGAAAGAGUUAGGAUUCCUAUGGUCAAUUCCUCGAUUUUGUAGAAAUCCUAAUACAAGGUUUCUCUCUCUCUCCCUGUUACCAUCUUCAUCCUAUUCUGUGGUGGUUUUACCUUCUUCACAUCAAUCGUGAGAUUGAGAAGUUCAGAGCCAUCACUAUUAGAAUCAAGGAGAACAGUUCUUUCGAGGGGCUUGCAAGAAGGGGUGUUCUCUUUUUCAAACAUAAAAAGGGUUUUGAGAAUUGUUGUUUAGAGUGGCAUUGUUAAAAUGGUCAAGCUGUAAAUUUUUGGUGGACAGACAACUUAGCAAGAUAUAAUUUACCAUCAUUUAUGUAAGUACCAAGAUUACGUAGUUUUUCGUCUGUAUUGAUUUUUUAAGAUCUAUGAAUGUUUUUCUCCUACGUGCCA